Ctenocephalides felis (cat flea) is the source of this 6030-nucleotide messenger RNA. Its product is annotated as brefeldin A-inhibited guanine nucleotide-exchange protein 3. The transcript is spliced from 23 exons. Bases 1 to 6030 code for a protein of 2009 amino acids. Gene Ontology annotation, biological process: regulation of ARF protein signal transduction. Gene Ontology annotation, molecular function: guanyl-nucleotide exchange factor activity. NCBI's taxonomy places the organism in Eukaryota, Metazoa, Arthropoda, Insecta, Siphonaptera, Pulicidae. The record is from RefSeq and is a predicted model, not a curated record.
AUGGAGGAUGUUUUACUAAAUAUUGUGCAAGAGGCGUCUGGACAUAAGCAGAUUGCACUAAGAAAAGCAGCACAAGAUGCACAUGAUAUGCUAUGCAGGCAGCAUGGCAGUGUGAGGGAUCCUUCUUAUGAAUUGCGUGCAAGUUGCUUGAACGCCCUGCAGCUUGCACUGGAAAGUAAAAGAUCUAAGGCAGUAUCACUUGCCCUUAAUGGAUUACACCGUAUCAUACGCGAUGAGCGAUUUCAUGCUGGACUGGAACCUGAGAAUGACUCUCUAUGGCUUCCUUCGCAAAUGUUGCGAGCUACAAGCAGCGUGACUGCUGUGGCUGGUGCUUCUUCCGCUGCAGGCGCAAAAUACAGUAGCGCCCAAGAUGCUCUCGUCAAUGUGUUGCGUGUGCUUUUGGCAAUGGCGUGCUCACCUUCAGCAUGCCCAUUGAACGGGAGGAUAGUCAUCGAAUUAUUGGCAAGAUGUGGGGAAUGCUGGGAGACUGGUUGCAGAGCCGUUAGGGCAGCGGCACAAGCUGCAGCUGGACAGACAUUACGAGCGUUUUGUGGAUUUUUAGAUGAGGAAUGGCGGGAACUUGACAGAGUCAGAGAGCAUAGCAGAGCAAGUCGUAGCUCAGCAGAAGAAUGCAAAGCAAAACUUGCUAGUUUACCACCGACCGGAGGAGAAACAUUUUAUAAUAAUGUUCAAAAUGAUGGCGUCGCAUGGACACCAUCAUCUGCUGUUGCCGUUUAUAGCGAAGCAAUACCUGUCAUGCAGUUUCUCAUAUCACGUUUGGAAGAAUCAAACGUCCCACCAAAGCCUUGCGAAAGCCGAUUAUACGUAUUAGAGUGCUUAUUAAGUUUGCUAACGGCUCUACCGCCAGUAGUGAGGAGCAAUGCGCAUUUUACAACAUUUCUGUGGCAGAAAUUUUGUCCAGCUCUAGUUGCAUUCCUGGGCACUCCUCGUGUUGAUAAACACUUUGUAUCAAGAGAUUACGCACAAACAUUAGAAAGUGGACGAGGUUCUGGCGUUCUCGGAUCUGCGCCUACAUUGUCAGCAGGUAGCGCUCGCUGCGUUUAUUUAGUCGUAGGGCAGUUGGUCAGAUUGGUUGGGGGAGAAGGUUCUCUAAGGCCGGUUUUGGAAGCGUUGUUUCAUCGUGCACUUCUUUAUCCACCGCCGCGGUGUCGAGCAGAAGCUUUACGAUGGGUACGCGAAUUAUUUCGUGACCCGGAGCGUCUACUGGAUAUGACCGUUUUAACCCAUCACAAAGGGCAACAAUCGUGUGGUGACGAUAUGGCUAUACUUCGGCUUAUUAUGGAUUCUCUUGAAGAAUGCGCCUUAUGUGGUGAGAAAACUGUUUUAACUCCUGGUGUCGCAUGCAUUGUGGCUUUGCUUGGCAGUUUGCAACAGUUAACUCAAGGUCAGGGUGUGUGUUCUGAAGCAGCAGUUAGCAUAAACCGAAAAUAUCCAACGUUAGAAGAUUCAGAUUACCGUGGCCCGUUGGUUUAUCAAAGUUUAGCCAGAUUGCCGGCCCCGUACAGAGAUGUAGUCGCUGGCUUACGUUGCGACGGUGGCACCGAGAGCAGUGAUUCAGAUUGCGACGGCGACAGUGGGAAUCCAGAUGAAGAGCGAUCUGAUACAUCUGGCGAUACUGAAGGACCCGAAGACGAACAGCCAGAUGAUUCCGAUAACAGAUCAAUUCUGGCGCUGCAACAAACACCAACACCAUGGGAUACAUAUGUUGCUCAAGCUCGAGCAUCUUUAGGUCGCGGAGAUGCUGAUCUGGAUCGCGGAAAUGCAAGGCAUUUUGCAAAGCGCGUACGCGAAGAGUUAGUACCGCGUUUGUUAAGAUUACGAACGUCUAUCGAGGUUGAUGAAGCAUUACAAGAUUAUGCCUCUCGUUGCUGCAGAGCCGCCGGCCCUUCUUCGUCUAAUGACCAACUUAUAAUGAACGCAGAUGGGGUGUAUCUUGCCACAUAUUCGGCGUUGCUGCUAGGGUUGCGACUACUCAGAGCUGGACACUAUGCACAAACAGAUGCGCAAAGUCCCCCGGUGCCUCUAACGGAAUCACAAUUUGUUGAGGAAGUUCAAAAUAGCGGGGUAUUGGUAUAUUUAUCAGGUGCUUGGCUAUGUGAACUUUAUCAACAAGUUAUUGCACAUAGCCCGUUGCCUAUAAUACCAUUGGCGAAUGGCCAUUGUGCGCUUGUCGAUUUGCUGACUGAUCUUGGAGGGCUUGGUUCAUCACAAAUGCUUUCUGAAUGGCAAAAACUGCAAGCUGUGUCUGACGUUCGUCCAGAACCUUCUCCAGAAGCGGUUGCUGGAUGUAAAUUAGCCAGAAGAAUACUGACUUGCUGUUGGGACUCUUUAGUAUCGGUGUUAAGUCGAGCAUUGGGGGGACAGGUUAAGGGAACACAUAGCAGCACUGCUCGCUUGAAAAAAUUUAUUAGAAAUGGAGCGAAAAAGAAACGUGCCGAGGCAUCCUUAAUCUCUUCAAGUUUGGAGGGACUUCAUAAGGUUGCUACGCUCAGCAAUACCCUCGCAUUACAGCGUCUAUCUAGUUCAAUUUUAACGCUUUUAUGUAACAAUGUGUGUAAUGAGAAAACCACUACCCUUUCUACGGAUCACGCAUUGUCUUUAGAUGUUCUUCUGACAGGAGGACUUGAACUUGGUUCACACAACGCGUUAUGUUGGCCCGCUAUAUUGGCGGCCUGCCGCCAUGUAUGCCGAUUAGAACAUGUGAUAUUCACUGGACCAGCUCCGCCAGUUCCUUUGCAACAAAACGCCCAAAUAGAGCGAAGUGUUAUCACUUCUUACCAUGCUGGAGAAGAAGAUGAAACUUGUGUAGACGUAUACAGCUUUCUAUCAACUGGUGGAAGUAGUGGUAAUGGUAGCGGAAGUAACAAUGGGUCAUUGCGUCCGCACGAAGCUGCUAGAGCGUUAUGUUCACUUUCGCAGCAAGUUGAUGCCUUAUUUCAUGAUGCUGCUCUGAAACUCACAUUGCCUGCUCUUAUAGACUUUUUGAGGUGUUUGUGUCAUGCUUCUAGAGAACAGCUGUUCAGUAGAUCAAACGAUUCAUCUAAUUGUUCAAAAUCUGCGGUAACUCUUCCGCCUGCGUUGCGGUGGUUGGCACGGAGUAGUUCAACAAGCGGCCAACUGCGCAAUGAGCCAACUACCCUACUUUUGCACAGGGUAGGAGCAGUUACAUUAAAAAUUGUACGAGGCUCACGACCUCUUUUACAUACCAUGAAAGUAUGGGCCGUUGUCGGUCCUCAUUUAAUGGAGGCUUCGUGUCACAAGGAUCGAUCUAUAUCUUCCCGAGCUGUUACUUACAUUCACGAUUGUGUCACAGCAUUAUUAUCUGAGCAGACUGAAUUGCCGCAUUUCCAUUUUAAUGAAGCUUUGCUUAAACCGUUUGAAAAUCUCCUUAGUUUAGAACUUUGCGAUUCAGAUGUGCAGGAUCAAAUCGUAUCGUGUCUGUGUGAAACAGUCGAAGCACAUAGUUGUGAGAUUCAGUCCGGCUGGAGGCCUUUGUUUGGAACUUUACGUGGAGCGAAAGGAAAUGCGCAACAUUUACAUAAUGUUUUAGAUAUUUUCCGAGUUUUCUUGAAUACAGAUAAUGCUUUAGUUUUUGCAAAUGCAGCGUUAGAUUGCAUACUUUGUUUGUUGACUCACGUGCGAUGUACCGAUAUAGGCUCCAUGGAAGAAAUUGAAGAUUCGAAAACACAUAUCGGCGUGGAAGCCUUGAAGUAUUUAGAAACUUGUGCAAGUAUUCUUGCAAAUAUGUAUAAUAUGCCGAAAUGUCCGGUAUUUAAUUACGCACAUAGAAUUCAAGAAGAGAGCAUACCACAAACAGUUGAUCCAACUAUACCAACAAUAGUUCAGAACGCUCAAUACUUUGAAACUGCCUCAGAUGAAGUUGAACAAUCAUAUAAACUUCUAGCAACAAGCUCAGAAGUAUCUACAAACAUAUCUGAUAUGGAUAACCCUAGCGGGAUACUUAGAGUAUGGUUUUUGAUGUUGGAAGGCCUUGCAUCUGCUACAAUUAUUUGUCCAAAAUCACUUCAACCAGAAGCUUUAGAAACGCUGUUUAAAUUGCUUCGAAAUUUAAUGAACAUACCCGGCCCUCAGUUUGGUUUAUAUUGCAUAAAUCAUUUAUUACUACCAAUGAUGCAGAAUUGGUUAAGACAAACUAGUCGCGUACAUAGAGGUUGGGAUAACGUGGCCGUUAAUUUUAAGCAAUGUUGUGGAAUGGCAAGUGAUUUAAUAGUAGAAUACUUACAUAGACUUCAAGAUACUGGAGAAGAACACAUCGAAGUCGAUGCCACAGCUAACAGAUUAAAAUGUACUGUAAUUCCGUUGAAACAACUGCUUUUAGUUUUAACAGAAUGUACCACGCAAUCUCAUGAAAGUAUUGCUAGAUUAGGAGUGAGUUGUAUAAGGCAUGUAUUGUUAGCAUCCGGCUUAUUCUUGACACCUGCGCAAUGGGAAAUUGCGUGUGUCGCCUUACACCGAGCUUGUGAUGUUACCCUCGGACCAUUGCGGCAGCUAUCAAUGGCGUUUCAUGAACAUUCAAACAGCUUUUACGGUGAUACAGCUAUUGUUAAAGUGGCGGCUAGAAAAGAUUGUACUUUGGAAGAUAAUAUACGAUUAAGUGCUGUUGCUAGACAGGUUCUUUUAUUAGAAAAUCAACGCGAUUGUAAAUCUUCUUCGGCCGAUUGGAAUGCUAACUCGUUUCUCGAUGACAGAAGUUACGUAUUUCUUCUAUAUCCAGUGGAAUUGGCAUCAACUUUGAAUCCAGAAUUGUAUACAUUACGUGUUUCAUACAGAAACUUUGUUGUGAGUCUGCUAGCACAUCAGAUGCUACAACAGGCCAUUGCAAGUAUAAUUUUGCAUGGUAGUACAAACAUGCCAAUAUUAGAUAAUGUGUUAAUAGAAAAUUGUGCUGGUAAUAUAUUGACAUCAUAUAAAGAUAAAUUAAAUCCGAAGCAUAUGGAACUGCUGUUAAAAUGUCUUGCAUUAUCAUACAAACGUGCCCUCGAUUUUGAUUCGAAACCCGGAUUGAAAUUUUUGCUACAAAAAGUUUCAAAUAUGGAACAUUCUGCAAAUUUAUAUAAGCAAAGUAAUGCAGCGUGGAUCGUGAAAAUGGUCACUUUAAUAGAACUUUGUGUGUCUGGAAUUGCAAAAUAUAACCUGCAUGUAUCAGAUAUAAAAUAUAUUCUAGAGAGUUGUAAUACAGAUGUUAGUCAAAAAUUGAAAUAUGAGUGUUUCAUUGGAUACUUAUUGGAUUUAAAAGAAACCUGGAAUUCAUAUUGCGACUUAUAUGCUAGUAAACAACAAAAACCCGAUGCAGAUAAUUUUUCCAUAGUUUCGGAUGGGUCAGAGAAUAGUGAAAACUUAGCAAAUAUCGAAUUAGAAGAUGAUGUUUUUCUAGAAGAAAUUCGUUCCGAAGAUCACAGUCCGACAAAAUCUUCAAGUUGUUCGGAUAUUAAGCGACAGCAAUCACUACUAUCGGACAGCAGCGAUUAUGGCGAUGAAGUAUCGGUUACAGAAAAUGUCAUGUAUGGCAAACCUGUGAAAAAAGUUAUCGGCAAAGAUAUCACAGCCGAAUAUAAUAUGGUUGACCAAAAGAAUUCAACUGAAAUUGGAUCACAAGCUAUUCUGGAUAAUGAAGUUCAAAAGCGAGUUGAUAGUAUGAUGGAACAAUAUAAACAAAAACAUUCAAUCGGACAAGUGAGUACCCCAGUAAAUCAAUCCUCGGUUAGAGUGAAUCCUUUCAACGAGCGGUUGGGAGUUAUAGCGCCCCAACCUGUACCGCCUGAGAUAGAGCAACAGCGCGUACAUAGCAUUGAGAAGGAUGCAGAAGCUCAAAGGACGGCUCAAUCCCAAAGCGUCCGAGCGGUCCUGGAGUUGCUUCUCUCGCUUCCGUCCCUACCGCUGAGUUGUCUAAGAUUUGUUUUGGCCCCAGGCGCACAAUCCCUAGCUAGAAGCAGUUCCGAACCAACAAUUAUUAACCUGGCACAUGCAUUGUGGCAAGCAGAAGAAUAA